CAGAGAGUUUGGUAAUUAUUAUUUAGUAUAAACUCAUUUAUUCCGAAUAUUUUUUUUGUAGUUACUUUGUCAAUUGUGAACUAUUUUUCUAUUCCUUCUAAAGGAGGAGCAUUAUGGCGUAUACAAGAAGUUGAGUGACUUAAGAACAAGGGGGGGAAACUGGAACAUACAAGUGAAAGUAAUGAUUAUGUGGGAAUCGAUCAAUCCUACAACCGAUGAACUAAUCAGCCUAGAUAUGAUUUUGAUGGAUGAAGAGGGCCAAACAAUUCAUGCUUUUACCUGGAAGAACCUAAUAGACACUUUUAGAUCAAAAAUUAAAGAGCAGUCUAUUUACGCUUUCAACAAUUUGAAGGUUGUGGAAUCUAUGAAGUGUCGUCCAACGAGCAAUGAAAAUAAAAUAUUUUUUGCAUACAACACAAAGGUAAAGGAGGUUAAAGGAUCUGCAGAGGUUUUCCCAGAUUUUUACUUCAGUUUCACAACCAAGGAGACACUACAAGAACGGGCAGAAAAAGAUAUACAAUGCGCAGAUGUUGUUGGAUUGCUCACGCAGAUGAAGCCUGUGGAAAAAGACUUAUUUUUUGAUUCAAGCUCAAUGAUAGUAACAUCAGCUUUGGCACACAAAAUUAGUUAAUAGAACAUUUGUGCCUGAUGAUCGGCUCGAGAAACUCUACUUGAAUGAUAAAGACGAGGAGGUAAAGUUGUUUUCCUUGAAAAACAAAGUAUCACGUUUAUAAUUCUCUAACUAUACAUCUUACACAGGAAUUGAUGGAUGAUGAAGUGGGCACCGUGUUAAAACAUGAAAUGAAGAAGCAGAACAUGCUUGACAAAAAGGUGGUUUGUUUUUUCACAAUACACACUUCUAAAUUUUAAAUAUUUGUCUAAUUUUGAAAAUAUUUAUUUAUUUUGCAGUCACAGAACAAUAAAGUUUCAGCUACAAAAUUAUCAUGUGAAUUGGUUCCUGUUAAAGUGGAACCAGUCAAUAGUAAUGGAACUUCAAUAAUGAAAGAUGGGCGCCAGGGAAAAAAUACCAUCAUCGUCACAUGAACUACGCAGUGACAAGAAGAGGAGACUGAGAUCUGAUGUAGUAUCAGAUGACUCAGAGGAUGAAUGCACCAAGACAAGUUUGUCAGAACGAAAGGAAAAAAAAUGUCCGUGGAAACAAGAAAUCUUUUGUAGCAAUAGUAAAAAAACACAAGGCUUGAAGAUGAUGAUGAAGUAUGGGAAGCAAAGCCUAGGAGAACGAGAAAGUUAUCUAGAAAAUUGGGGAUCUUAUCAAAUAGAUAUUGAGGCAACCUAUUUGUAUUACCAAGUUAUACAAAAAGGAUAGUAAUUAUAUUGUAAGAUUGAAAGUUAUAGCACUAUAUCGUUACUCCAGAAAAAAAUGAAUGCUAUAUUUAUAUAUCUACCAAUAGAAGGG
Aegilops tauschii subsp. strangulata is the source of this 1417-nucleotide messenger RNA. NCBI's taxonomy places the organism in Eukaryota, Viridiplantae, Streptophyta, Magnoliopsida, Poales, Poaceae. The record is from RefSeq and is a predicted model, not a curated record.